Messenger RNA from Psylliodes chrysocephalus, 510 nucleotides. NCBI's taxonomy places the organism in Eukaryota, Metazoa, Arthropoda, Insecta, Coleoptera, Chrysomelidae. The record is from the annotation of a GenBank genome assembly.
AUGCCGAUAGAAUGGAGGGGCAUCGCGCCCGAUCGCGAACGUGCGUGGAAAAUGAACAUAGUGAAGGAAAACAAAUUGAAAUUGGAAUGGUUUAGGGAAAAUAAAGGACGGUUGAACAAACAUGCAAAUAAGGAGCUCACCCACACAGUAUCGCAGGAGACUAAAGAUAAGUUUGAACAGGAGAUGGUGGAUAUCUACAAAAACCACGAGUCUUAUCCUAGAAGAACGUUCGGCGAACCUGAUCCGAUAGAACCCAGAGCUCUGCACUUGGACGGCAGAAGGGAGUACCUGAAGAAAAGAAAACAUAUUCUACCGGAAAAUCGUUAUUAUUUACCAGAAAAUGUGAACGCUAAUUAUGGUUGGAAAAUGUUCCAUCAUAGAGCUACCAAUUACGGAUUAGGAAGGGGAUUCAUCAUCAAGCACUCGUUCUAUAGAAGACAAGGAGUGCAUAUGGAUCCAGAUUGGUAUAGGGAACCUGCUACGAACAGUCCUUCAAUUUGUACUAAAUAA